Messenger RNA from Doryrhamphus excisus (bluestripe pipefish), 3757 nucleotides. The record is from RefSeq and is a predicted model, not a curated record. NCBI's taxonomy places the organism in Eukaryota, Metazoa, Chordata, Actinopteri, Syngnathiformes, Syngnathidae.
UAUUCGAUCAUAAAAAUGCGACAAUCAGCGUGCGACACCGUUUGUCAACAAGUCAGAAGCAAAGAAAAGAAAACCGAAAAAUGAAAGAAGAAGCCAAGAACCCCAGUGAAUAUUUACAAAAAGAUUCUGAUGAUGCAGCAGUGGAUCAGCUGAGCAGUGUUCACCGAGGAGCCGUUUGGGAGCCGAAAGAGUCGUGUCUUUCAAGGAAGAGCGCUAAUACGAUGAUGAGUGUGUCCCACCUUCAGGCCUCCAUCAUGGGGUCUACCCCCAGCCCUCCUCCUCCUCCUCCUCCUGUGGUUCCCCCCAUCAAUCGAUGGGUGAAGGUGGGGUCUGCUCGGCGGGGCGUGGACCUCCUUGGCUCCCAGCUGGAGCCUGGCUGGAGAGAAAGCGCAUCAUCACAAGAAAAGGCUGUACCACCGGAAAUAUUCUACUCGUCUUCAAAGUAAAAGCAUGGCAAGCGCCGACCGGACGUGCUGCCGUACGCUCUCGGGUAACUUACCCAGCAAAACCCGGCGCUCAAGCAUUCUCAUCAGCUCGGCAGCUGUUGCCAUUCCACUCAGCAGCCCCACGGACACGACGACAAGAUGACUCCGUGGACACCAACAUAAAGACACACGUCACUGACAAAUUCACAUACACAUAUAAAAUAUACAUAUAUAUAUUUUUGAGAGGACACAAAGUUAACAAAUCAAUGGUACAGAAAAGUAGCAUGUCCAGGACGCCUUCGACCUCGACUCAGGAGAUCCAAAUGGACAUGUUCGACCCCCAUCCUCAAUCACAGGGCAAGUACGCCAAGAGGAAGAGCCGCUUCAAGCGCUCGGAUGGAAGCACUUCAUCUGACACCACCUCCAACAGCUUCGUCCGCCAGGGCUCGGCCGACUCCUACACGAGCCGGCCGUCGGAUUCCGACGUGUCCCUGGAGGAGGACCCCGAGGCUCUGAGGAAGGAAGCGGACCGGCAGGCCCUCGCCACGCUCGAGAAAGCAAAGACCAAACCUGUGGCGUUUGCCGUGCGGACUAAUGUCGGAUACAACCCCGGUCCCAGCGAUGACGUUCCCGUGCAGGGCAUGGCCAUAUCCUUCGAAGCCAAAGACUUCUUACAUAUUAAAGAGAAGUACAAUAACGACUGGUGGAUCGGGCGCCUGGUGAAAGAGGGCUGCGAGGUGGGCUUCAUCCCCAGUCCGGUCAAACUGGAGAACACGCGCCUCCUGCAGGAGCAGCGGAUGAGGCAGAACCGACUCAGCUCCAGUAAAUCCGGAGGAAGCUCCAGUCUGGAUGUUGCCACGGGAACCCGCAGGCCCACCCCGCCCGGCACAGCGCACGUGGACACGUCCACGGUGACCUUUGACGUAGACCCCCUCGACCUGGAUGCCGAGGAGCUCCCUGAGUCGCAGGGUGACCCUCGCUCCCCCAAGGGCAUGUCCGGCAGCGUGACGUCACCUCAGGCCAACACGCACCGGCUGCCCUUCUUUAAGAAGAUGGAGCACGUGCCCCCCUAUGAUGUGGUGCCCUCCAUGAGACCCAUCAUCCUGGUCGGGCCGUCGCUGAAAGGCUACGAGGUGACCGACAUGAUGCAGAAGGCUCUCUUUGACUUCCUGAAACACAAGUUUGAGGGAAGGAUAUCCAUCACGCGGGUGACGGCGGACAUCUCGCUGGCCAAGCGCUCCGUCCUCAACAAUCCCAGCAAGCACACCAUCAUCGAACGCUCCAGCACCCGAUCCAGCCUGGCUGAGGUCCAGAGCGAGAUUGAACGCAUCUUCGAGCUGGCCCGCACGCUGCAGCUGGUGGCUCUGGAUGCCGACACCAUCAACCACCCGUCCCAGCUGGCUAAGACCUCGCUGGCGCCCAUCAUCGUCUACAUCAAAAUAGCCUCACCUAAGGUUCUGCAGAGGCUCAUCAAAUCCAGAGGGAAAUCCCAAGCCAAACAUCUCAACGUGCAGAUGGUGGCGGCCGACAAGUUGGCUCAAUGCCCCCCUGAACUGUUUGACAUCAUCCUGGACGAGAACCAACUGGAAGACGCCUGCGAGCACCUGGCCGACUACCUGGAGGCCUACUGGAAGGCCACCCACCCCCCGAGCAGCAAUCCGCCCAACCCCCUGCUCAACCGCACCAUGGCCACGGCGGCGCUGGCCGCCUCGCCCGAGCCCGUCUCCAACCUGCAGGGCCCCAACUUGGUGCACAGUGAGCCCCCCAAGCGGGAAGGCACGGACAGCGGCGGGAGCGGCCCCCUACAUGACUACCACGGCGACCUGGGAGGGAAACCUCAGCAACAGCAGCAGCAGCAGCAGCAAGCGUACCUUCGCUCCUCCCGCGGCCAGCUGAGAGCAGGAAGUGGGCGGGGCCUAUCCAGACAAGACACCUUUGACUCAGAGACACAAGGGAGCCGGGACUCGGCCUACACCGAAGCGGGCGACUCCUGCAUGGACAUUGAAACCGACCCCUAUGAAGAACCGGAGCCCUACCGAGGAGGCGGCGGCGGUGGCGGCGGCGGGAGCCGUCUGCACCUGGCGCAACACCACGGGCGCCAGGCCUCCUGGGAGGACGAGGGCGCCGAGCCGGAUCAGGAGAACCUCAACCAGGCUCCGGCGCCGAGCCAGGGGCAGAUUCACGGGCGCGCCAAGCUGAGGGAGCGCUACUGCCAGGACCCGGUUGACACGGGGGCCGGCAAGGGCCGCAACAAGAACCAGGACGACUGGGGCAGGGACGUCUACAUCCGUUGAUGCCGAGGAGAGAACGAAGCAGGACAACAAAUGUUUACAUCCGAUGUAAAAAAAAAAAAAAAAAAAAACACGUACACGCUCACAGUAGAUUUACGUUCGACUAAAUUGGGUUUUACACUGCAUGAAUGUUACGAUUGUGGUCCAUAUGACGCUCCUUCAAAAACUGCAGUAUAGAAUGUGAGGGCAGCUUCAUCAUCAACGUCCUCCAAAGUCUUAAACAGGGUCUUCAUCAGAUUCAUCAUAUCACCCCCCCCGCCCCCGCCUUCACCCCAACUUACCUAGUGUGCAGUGUCAGGGUUUCUCCUCGCCUUCCAGUGCUUUUUUUCUUUUGGUUUCAAAUCUCAGGCCGAGUGAGAGAUCUGCACGCUCCGCUUCUUAUCACCUGGACCUUAAAAAAAAAAAAACUGGUGAAGUCGCUAAAUAUUUCAUUUUUUUGUUGUUUUUUUUGCAACACUCGGCUCAAACAAAGACUCCAAAGACUCAUGACUAGCGCUACAGCCCCCCCUCACACCACCACCCUGCCGUAACAACUCCAAAUCACAAGUGCCGGAAGGUCUCGCCAAGCCAUGUCCGCCGCCGCCACGGUGGGAUGUCUUAACUCUUACACUCCUUCUUCCCAUGACAGAUGAUGCGUCACCAUGUCACAACUUGCUUUUUUUUUUUUUUUUCAAUACAAUUUACUUUUGCGCUUAAAUUAUCUUAAAUUCACCCCCAAAAACAGCCCACUUUUUUGGAUUUAUUUCUUUGUUGCCUUUUUCCAAAGCUCCCAUUUAUGAGAGGCAUAUCCAAUAGAAUCAUAAUGGAAAAUUAAUUUCCCUCCCUCGGCCCUAUUUCUGUCUUCAGUUGAAUAAAUAUUAAAUAAUGUUAUUGUUGCGUUAUCGCAAUUGUUUUAAAAAAACAAAUAACAACAUAACAUGUAUUAUUGGUGCCUGAUUGUAGCUACAUUUUGCUUUUUUUCUGCCUUUCAUUUUUAAUCUGUGGAUAAAUUCGUAUUUUAAUUAAAAAUGUCAGCAGAAAAUGCCAUUGUGUCAUUUUAUU